Molecule: messenger RNA, 432 nt
Organism: Eimeria mitis
Lineage: Eukaryota; Apicomplexa; Conoidasida; Eucoccidiorida; Eimeriidae
Exons: 2
Coding region: 1-432 (143 amino acids)
Source: RefSeq, a predicted model, not a curated record
AUGAGGUCAUUGAGCGCCUUGGAGUUGCUGUCGUUCUUCUGCAAAGUUCUGCAGCAGCAGCAACAGCAGCAGCAGCAGCAGCAGCAGCACUAUCAGCAGAGGGAGACAAUAAAGGGGCAGCUGCAGCAGCACAAGUCCACACACCAGGCUCAUUGCAGCAGCAGCAGCAGCAGCAGCAGCAGCGAGAGCAGCAGCAGCAGCAGCAGCAGCAGCGGCGGCGGCGGCGAGGGAAACAGCGAAGCGACUGGGUUACACAGACUGGAGGGAAGUCAUGCAUGCAUGCAUAUUCACGCUGCUUCAAGUCAAAGAGGACCGCAGCAGCAGCAGCAGCAGCAGCAGCAGCAGCAGCAGCGGCAGCGGCUGGUCGUUCGAGAGCAGCAGCAGCAGCAGCAACAGUGCAUGUAUAUACGACUUGCAUGCGAAUGGAUUUGA